This is a messenger RNA of Saxophila tyrrhenica, 1692 nucleotides long. RefSeq lists its product as uncharacterized. Gene Ontology annotation, cellular component: cytoplasm. NCBI's taxonomy places the organism in Eukaryota, Fungi, Ascomycota, Dothideomycetes, Mycosphaerellales, Extremaceae. The transcript has 2 exons. Gene Ontology annotation, biological process: mitochondria-nucleus signaling pathway; regulation of nitrogen utilization; negative regulation of transcription by RNA polymerase II. The record is from RefSeq and is a predicted model, not a curated record. The coding region runs from base 1 to 1692 and encodes 563 amino acids.
AUGCCUUUCCGCCCCCGGUAUUCGUUCCUCAAACUGGACUCGUCGACAUUGAGCGAUGCCAUCCAGACCGACCAUGUGGAAGACCUUUAUGGAAUGUGGAGCUUACUCGCAAAAGCGUCAAAUACCAUUGAGAACGGCAAGCGUCUGGAGAAUUUGAGUUGGAGAUUGUUCAGUCGCGAAACAUUCUGCUGCAAGAAGGUGCGCACGGCUGCAUCAGAGACCAUGUCGUCGUCGGAAAGCUCGAACGAAGUGGCGGACGACGACGCCUCAUCACUGCCGGCCCUCAGCUCCAGUUGUGGAUCUUUCUCGUCGCAGGAAUCGGGACCUCCAAAGAGCUCUCCGCCCGAGCUGAAAUGUGCCAGCACAUGCGGCCAGCGACACGAAAAGCACAUCACUCCUCGUGAGAUGCAGAAAAUUAUACAGACCAUUGAGGACACGCAGGAGAUCGAGCCGAUCGAACUGCCGACGCCCUCGCCGAGCCAGAAGACGGGACAGACAUCUUCAAUGUCGGCGUCACAAGACUUCCCAACACUUCACCUGAGCACCCCAACUACCACCGAACCAUCGCACGACACCACACCUCAGCCUUCCUCCGUCAGCGCAUCACGAGCCAACCUCCUCGAAUCGUCUUCGUCGACAGUCGACACGCAAGAUGACCACACCUCGCAAACCGUCGGUUCAGAAGGUAGUUCCAACACCGAGAUGAGUACGCACAGCAUCGUCCGUGGAUUUGUUCCGGGUGGUGCGCCAUCCUCCUACCGCUCACAAACGAGCCUCGCCCCUCAACCAACGCCUAUCCUCAGAACAUCACCCACCUAUCAACCAUCGAAACCGAAGAAGAAGAAGGAUCCUGUCUUUACCAUUGGAACUUCCUCCGGUGAAGAUGAAAGCUCGUUCGAGAGUCACAUGUACAAGAGCUCGUUGUCGGAGAGCUUCAAGCGCGGCAGCAACGUUAGCAGCGCCAGCAGCAAGAAGCAGACCUCGUUCAAAGAUGAGGUCUCGGUGGGCAGGGCAGCCGAACACAGCCCAGUCUUUGAAGAGUCGGAUGAUGAGGAUGAGGAGGUCUCGGAGAGCGCGAUUGAAGAUGACGACGAUUCAUCGGACUGGGAGGACUCUGACGACCAUAGUGGGCCGUCUUCCGUGAACGAGAGCCAAUUCUUCCAGCGCGUCGAUUCGAGACCGAACCUCGUCUCGCGCCGCUCUCUUCUCACCACCCAGCUCCACGAACCGGAUCGCGCCAGAGCGCUUGCCAACGCCGCGUCGCGCUCAACACCCGCAAUUCGCCAAACUUCGCGACGAAGCACACCGAACGGUCCUUCGGUCGCCACCUCACCUGAGCCAACUGCGCAACUACAUAUGCCACCGCAAGAUGCUGCGACACAGGCCAGGCCUAUCAUCAUGACCACCUCCAACAUGCACCAAUCCGCACUCUCGCUCUCACCACGUACUACCCGGCGCAACAUGCUCUCCACCGAAUUGACCGAGUCUUUGCGGAAGAAUCUUCUCUGGGAGCGGCAGCAUAGGAGCACAGGCAACCUGGCGGCGAUGAAGAGACGGCAACCUGCGAACGAGGGUCGGCUUAAGCAGCGCCCUGAGCCAGGUCCUGUUCUCUCCCAACAGGAGAAUCCUAAGAAGUUCAGCAACGACUUCUUCAACGCCGGUCUCCAGGAGUAUCACGCCAAAGGGUGGUGA